UGUAACAGUUAAGUUAGUUUUUAUCAUAAGAGUAGUAAUCAAUAUUUUACUUAUAUUAUCGAAAUAAAAUGUAAUCGAAAUACAUGAGUACAAAUGUUAAGAAAGGAAAUAAAGUUAAGAGUUGCGUUUGGAAUCAUUAUAUAAAAGAAGAACUACUAAGUGCAAGAUGCAAGUUGUGUACAAAACUAAUUAAACACGGCGGAAACACGACAAAUCUGAUGCAACAUUUAAUCAGAAAACAUACUAUUUUUAUUAAUAGUGAAGAUUCAAUUGUGACCGAUCAACAGCAUGCCUUGAGAACAACAGAUGAAUCAGAUCCUGAUGAUCCUAAAGAAGGAACAUCAACAAUGAAUAACGUACUGAAUACGGAUAAAAAUAUGACAACUAGAAGCUGUCCAAGAAAGAUAAAGAUAAGAAAUGUGAAUAUUGACGAAGCCUUUAAAAAGAUAAAAUCUUAUAAAGGUGGAGAAAUUUCAACUCAACUAAUAGUUUAAUGUACAUGCUUGCAGUUGACAACCUACCUCUAUCAACAGUUGAGCAUACUGGCUUUCUGCAGUUUUGUAAAAAG
Molecule: messenger RNA, 568 nt
Organism: Cyphomyrmex costatus
Lineage: Eukaryota; Metazoa; Arthropoda; Insecta; Hymenoptera; Formicidae
Exons: 3
Coding region: 84-494 (136 amino acids)
Molecular function (GO): DNA binding
Source: RefSeq, a predicted model, not a curated record